Messenger RNA from Rubroshorea leprosula, 949 nucleotides. NCBI's taxonomy places the organism in Eukaryota, Viridiplantae, Streptophyta, Magnoliopsida, Malvales, Dipterocarpaceae. The record is from the annotation of a GenBank genome assembly.
AAUUAUGAUUAAGUCCAAUUACCAACUACGCAUUUUACCAAAAGGAUCAUCUAGGAAAGAAGUUUCACUUUUUCUAGAUGUUACUAGAGGCUUCUUCCCGGUCAUUGCUAUAUCCUUCUGCAGUGUUCCCCUGCUUUCAUCCCCUGAGCAGCAAGAGAAUAGCAGAAGCAGCUCAUCUCUGAAAAGGCAGAAACAAGAACUUAACCCAAAUGUUUGGUGUUGUGUUCCCAAACCAUAGCUUCCCGAUCGACAUCUCUUCUUUCGCCCAAAUCGAUACCUUCCACUGGAUCCUCGACAUGAACACAUUCGUCGGCGAGGCCUACGAUCAAAUCCGAGAGAUGUGCAUCUUCCUCCUCAACAACUUCACUUUGCCCCCAGACAAAGCAUUAGCCGUAUACGUUCAAUCCCCUGGCUCGUCCUUCGUUUUCUGCGGCGCCGUAACUGUGGCGCGCCCCUCCGCUGUUCUGUCCCUCUUGUGGCCGGAGCCUGGGGGCCAGAUGCAGCUGACUUCGGCGGAUUCUGUCCCCCCAUCAGCAAAGAUUGGGGUGUCGGUGGAAGACCUGGCUUCGUUGCCGUCCCUUGAUGUGGCAGCCGAGAAGAAGAUCGAACGGCUGGCUUUGAAAGUUGGGGAAAACCUGUUCAAUUUCAUGCAGUCAUUUUGUGGGGUUGAUGGGACCAAAUUGGUGGUGCCUAUGGACAUUCUGGAUAGAUGGUUCAAAAAGUUCCAGGAGAGGGCCAAACGUGAUCCUGAGUACCUCAAAGGUUUUGCCUUGUAACUCAAUUAACUUUUGUUAUUAAGAUUAUGGUUGUAUGUUUUGAAUUGGCAGAGUUAUGUUAUGACGAAACAAGUUUAUGGUUAAAUUGCAGAUGCAGUGUUAUUUCAUUUUAUUUUUAGCAUUAUUUCUUUAUUGCAAUUUUUUUUUUUUUAAAUUAAAAAUUCUUAACUUUG